Messenger RNA from Coniosporium apollinis CBS 100218, 1542 nucleotides. RefSeq lists its product as uncharacterized. The transcript has 4 exons. The record is from RefSeq and is a predicted model, not a curated record. Gene Ontology annotation, molecular function: oxidoreductase activity, acting on paired donors, with incorporation or reduction of molecular oxygen; heme binding; iron ion binding. Bases 1 to 1542 code for a protein of 513 amino acids. Lineage: Eukaryota; Fungi; Ascomycota; Dothideomycetes.
AUGGGCGUCGCCGCAAAUGAUCCUCAUGCCUUCGGUCAGCUUUCAAAGCUUGUGCAGCCGACUCGAAUCUUAGUUGCCGCUGGCGGCUUCCUCGUUAUUUAUUGUCUCCUCCAGGCUCUCCAGAUUAUCUAUAACACCUUCUUUCACCCGCUGCGCAGAUAUCCGGGACCCAAGCUUGCCGCCGUGACGAAGCUUCCAUACCAGCGAAGUCGUAUAUCAGGGAAUCAGGUAGCCUGGAUCACAUCCCUUCAUAGCCGAUACGGUGAUGUGGUGCGCGUUGCGCCGAACGAGCUAAGCUACAUUGAUGGCCAAGCCUGGAAGGACAUCUAUGGCUUCCAGAAGGCCGGCAAGGGCGAGAAUCCGAAAGACACGUCGUUUUACGGAAUCGAGGCGCAUGGAUCCCAAUCAAUCAUUACGAUGAACGAACAAGACCACGGGCGUGUCCGUCGAAUCUUUUCGGCCGCAUUCUCGAACAAAGCACUAAAACAGCAAGAGCCGCUCUUCCUAACGUACGUAGAUCUGCUCAUCGAGAAGCUGCAUGAGAUAGCAGACAACAAUACGGACGCCGAGGUCAACCUGGUCGAUUUCUACAACUUCACGACGUUCGACGUCAUGGGCGAUUUGACGUUCGGUGAGCCCUUGUAUAUGCUCAAAGACACAAAGUACUCGCCCUGGGUCAGCGCGAUCUUUGCCGGGAUCAAAUUGGGGACGAUGUUCCACGUCAUCGGGAGUUUUCCCACCGCGAAGUUUCUGCUGGAGCGGCUAGCGCCCCGAUCGCUCAAGGAAAAGCGCCGGGCUCAUUCCCAGUACACGAAUGAUAGAGUAGACCGACGUCUUAAGAAAGAAACUAGCCGGCCGGAUAUCUGGAGCCUUGUCCUCAGCCAAAGCGGAGACAAAUGUCUUAGCGUCGGCGAGAUGCACUCCAAUGCCAACAUCUUCAUGAUUGCGGGCACUGAGACCACGGCAACUCUCCUCAGCGGUCUCACGUUUUACCUUCUGAAAACCCCUGCGACCAUGGAUAGACUCGUGAACGAGAUUCGGAGUGCCUUCGCAGAUACGAAAGAGAUCACGAUGGAGCGACUGGCGCAGUUGAAGUAUCUCAAUGCGUGUGUCGAGGAAGGCCUCCGAAUGUAUCCGCCAGUUCCCAUUGGUCUGCCGCGUGUGACGCCGCCUGAGGGCACAGAAAUUUGCGGUCGGUUUGUAGCUGGAGGGACCAGCGUCUACGUGAGCCAAUUUGCAGCUUACCGCAACCCCAAGAACUUCCAUUCACCUGACUCCUUCAUUCCCGAACGCUGGCUCGGUGAAGAUGAGGAAUCCAGCGAGGACAAUAAGCAGGUUCUUCAACCCUUCUCACUCGGGCCUCGCGGCUGUUUAGGUAAGAACAUGGCCUACCAUGAGAUUCGCCUGAUCCUGGCGAAAGUGCUGUGGCAUUUCGAUCUUGUUUUAUGUUCUCAGAGCGAGCGGUGGGCCGAUCAGAAAGUCUAUUCAUUGUGGGAGAAGCAGCCUUUGAUGUGUAGAUUGACGCCUAAACGCGAGGUCUGA